Paramecium tetraurelia is the source of this 339-nucleotide messenger RNA. RefSeq lists its product as uncharacterized. The record is from RefSeq and is a predicted model, not a curated record. Lineage: Eukaryota; Ciliophora; Oligohymenophorea; Peniculida; Parameciidae. The transcript has a single exon.
AUGAAAUUAAGAUCUUCAUCUCUUCCAAGAAUAGAUGGUAGAGAGGGUGAUCUUAUGAGAAAUUCAUUUAUCAAAAUUGUGGUCUAAUUAUCCAAGAAUUUAAUUCCAACUCAAUAUGUGAUUGAGAAUUUCAAGAAAUAUUAACAAUAAUAUGAAUUUAAAGAAAAGGUUGCUAAGGUAUGCUCAUAAGUCCAACUCAAAGUACCAACUGAUGAACUAUAGAAUGAAUCAAUUUCUCAUGAAAACAGAGUGAUGAUAUUCUCAAAGCUUUGUUAAGUGCUCCAAGAGAAACAUCAAUAGUGUUUCCCUUAAUGUGAUCAUCUUAAUUUUUUAUAAUGA